Molecule: messenger RNA, 3661 nt
Organism: Peromyscus leucopus (white-footed mouse)
Lineage: Eukaryota; Metazoa; Chordata; Mammalia; Rodentia; Cricetidae
Product: cytochrome P450 3A13-like
Exons: 13
Coding region: 1624-3135 (503 amino acids)
Biological process (GO): oxidative demethylation; steroid metabolic process
Molecular function (GO): heme binding; iron ion binding; oxidoreductase activity, acting on paired donors, with incorporation or reduction of molecular oxygen, reduced flavin or flavoprotein as one donor, and incorporation of one atom of oxygen
Source: RefSeq, a predicted model, not a curated record
CUUAUUUAAUAAGACGAUUGGUUACAUCUACACAGUGAUAUAUGUCACAUCAUUUCUAUGGCAGGUAUUGUCUGAGUGUGCAUGCAGGGUCAGUGAACCCAUCUGUUAUGUCAUCCACAUAGAGCAUAACCUUUAUUGGACCAUUAGAAAGUUAAUUGUGAACUAAACGGUCUUUUCAACUCAUCUUAACCAACCAAUUGGGAUGUCCAAACUGAUAUGGUCUAUGUAUUUAUACAAUAUUAUAUAAUUUAUAUUCUUAUUGUCUCUUGCCUUCAGAGAGAUUGAACUUUUUCUGGACCUGACAGCUAAUUUAAUAAUGUACCUUGACAUCACUUAAGAUUUAUGCUGAUACUCUACUAUAUAUUCACUAAUUGUUUAACCUGCUUUUAAUACAACAAUGGCACAACCAACUUCAUUUACCUUUGAUUUCCCAUGUAAUGAGCCUUUACAAACUAAUGCACAAUUUUACCCUUAAAUUAUAUAUCCUUCCAUGCCCCCAACUCAGAGUAAAUGCAUGGGUGUGUUGUGGUAAUCAUUUGCUGAAAGCAGCCCACAGGUUAGAAAAAACUCUAUAAAUAAAUAUCGACCAUUAAUGUUGCAAGUAACACACAGAUGUAAUUUGGUAUUCUUGCAGUAUUUUUUGAGUAUUCUCAGUGUUUCAGUGUUUGUUGAGGUCAGUAAUUAUUUCCCCCGCUCUAUAAAACUAUGCUAAAGAUUUCUGUAAAGAAACCCCCAUCCAUCACCCAUGCUAUUCUUUAUGUGCUUACCAAUAAAUACAGAGCUAAGUCCUUUGUUAGGGACACAUACAUAAGCAAUAGGUACACACAGAUUCACAGGUACAGACGACCAACAUACCAUCACAUACCACAGAGAGAAGGAAGGCACAGGGUAAGAUUUCAAGCUUGGCCUUAUGACACUAACACACUUUGGUGUCUAUGGGUGUAUAUUUAAUGCAUUUAACUGACAUUAGGAGUAGGAAAAUAAUAGUGAGCAAUGCCCAUUAAUAAUAACAGUGUAUAAGGGGAAUAUAUUCAGAAACCAUGAAUGCUGCAAAAAUGACACUGAAAGAAAUGCAUGGGAAACUUCAGUUUAUUUGGGGAUGACAUGAUUUACUUAUUUUUUGCCAAUUUUGUUAUUAAAUGUAAUGUUUCAUCUUCUAGGGUAUAGACAGGGUUCCACAGAGACAAGUAUGCAUGUGUAAAUAUUUAUAAAUGAAUUAUGUGCAAAUAUUUAAUGUGUUUUGUAAUAGAGAUAGCCACAUAAACAUAAAGGAAAUUUAAUGUUAAUCACUCUAUUGCAUUUCUGACAAAUAUCUAUGACCUCUGGUCCUACCAAGAACGUUGGAUUGGUUAUUUAUCAAUUUCCUAGAACUAGUAAGAAGUCCAAAUGUAGCUUAACAUGAACUAUUAUGAACCAUCAACUGAAGAAGUCACUCCUAUUCUCUGUAUCCAUGGAAGAUACACAGGUGACCUUUCUACUGGUGGUAGUGACUGCUCCACCCCCUUUCCCAGCACAUAAAUACUGAAGAUUGGCUUCAUGAAUUCACACCUGGACUCAUAAGGUGAACUCAUAUCCUCACCUACUGGGAAAAGUCAGAGAGAGAUUUCUUGAAGGAAAAGAGCAAUGGACCUGAUUCCAAACUUUUCCAUGGAAGCAUGGACACUUCUGGCUGCCUUCCUGAUGCUCCUCUACCUGUAUGGAACCUCUUCUCAUGGACUUUUUAAGAAGCUAGGGAUUCCUGGUCCCAAACCUCUGCCUUUUGUUGGGACGAUGCUUAACUAUAGGAGGGGCAUAUGGAAAUACGAUAUAGAAUGCCAUAAAAAGUAUGGAAAUAUGUGGGGGCUAUAUGAUGGAACCCUCCCUGUGCUAGUCAUCACAGAACCAGAUAUGAUCAAGAAUGUGCUAGUGAAAGCAUUUUAUUCUGUCUUCACAAAUCGACAUCCUUUUGGUCCACCUGGAAUAAUGAAAAAAGGUAUAACAAGAUCUGAGAAUGAAGAAUGGAAAAGAAUCCGAUCAUUGCUGACACCAACCUUUAGUAGUGGAAAACUGAAGGAGAUGUUCCACAUCAUCCAAGAAUAUGGAGACUUGCUGGUGAAAAACAUGAGUCAGGAAUUAGAGAAGGGCAAGAAUGUUACAACAAAAGACAUCUUUGGGGCCUACAGCAUGGACGUGACCACUAGUACCUUAUUUGGAGUGAAAGUGGAUUCCCUCAACAACCCCCAGGAUCCCUUUGUGAAAAACACCAGAAAGCUUUUUAUAUUUGACUUUUUCAAUCCAUUGGCUUUUUCUACAGCACUCUUUCCAUUCCUUUCCAGAGUGUAUGACAAACUAAACAUUUGUGUGUUUCCAAGUGAUGCUACAUCAUUUUUUAAGAAUUUUAUGGAAAAGACCAAAAAAGAUAGACUUGAAGAUACCCAAGAGCACCGAGUGGAUUUUCUUCAGCUGAUGAUGAACUCCCAGAAUUCCAAAGACACGGAGUCCUAUAAACCUCUUUCUGAUCUGGAGAUCCUGGCCCAAACAAUCACAUUUAUUUUUGCUGGCUAUGAGCCAACAAGCACUGCUCUUUCCUUUAUUGCAUAUUUACUGGCAAUUCACCCCAGUGUUCAGAAGAAACUCCAGCAAGAGAUUGAUGCAGUUCUGCCCAAUAAGGCACCUGCCACUUAUGAAGCUCUGGUAGAGAUGGAAUAUCUAGACAUGGUGGUGAAUGAAACUAUGAGAUUAUAUCCAGUUAUUGCCAGGAUUAACAGACUCAGUAAGGAAGAUGCUGAAAUAAAUGGUGUGUUCAUUCCCAAAGGAACAUUGGUGGUCAUACCUACAUUUGUUCUUCACCAAAAUCCAAAAUACUGGCCAGAGCCUGAGGAGUUCCAUCCUGAAAGGUUCAGCAAGGAGAAUAAAGAUAGAAUCAAUCCUUAUACAUACCUGCCUUUUGGACAUGGUCCUAGACACUGCAUUGGCAUGAGGUUUGCUCUCAUUAACAUGAAGCUUGCAAUUGUCAAAAUCCUGCAGAACUUUUCCCUGAGUCCUUGUGAAGAAACAGAGGUUCCCUUGAAAUUAAGUAAGAAAAUGAUUCAUGCUCCAGAAAAUCCUAUUGUUCUGAAGAUUAUAUCAAGAAAUGGGGCCAUAAAUGAAGGUUGAUUUUACCUCAAGUUCUGAUGUGUUCUUCAAAAAGUGCAUUCUAAAUACCUGGAUUUUAAUUUAUUCCUGAAGAAAACCUAGAUGAAUAUGACUUUAAUCUAUCACACUUCAUGUCAGAAUCUUCAAUAAUUUUUCAUUGUCUUGAUAAAUUCUCAAUUAUUGUGAAUGGAAUGAAAAUUAUUAGCAAUCUUUAUGUUCUCUAAUAUCAAAAUUUGCCCAUAUUUCCAGAGAUAGAACAGUAUGUUUCAUUUCAAUGCUGAUAAAAGAUUUUUCACUGAUUUUGUCAAUGUUGUUUCCAUUAUUGAAUCUUUAAUUUGGCAUUUGUGGCUGAUCAUUCCACUGACAAUUAUUCUUUGCAUUUUGAUGGGUUGUAAGUUUCUGUGUUAACCACUAUCCACUUCACAGAGAAAUUUCUGUGAUUAGAUCUGAGGGCUACAUUAAUCUAUUGAUAAAAGAUGCAAAUUAAAAGGCAGCUGGAUAUUAAGACCUUUAUCAGAAUAACAGAUUCAUUCUUGGGUUGUAUUCA